GGGAUGGGAAAUACGGAGAGCGGGGAACCGGGCGGGGGGUCCGGGCUCUUGCCGCCCCCGCCGGGGAAAGUGCCCAUGCCGGAUCAAGGGGAGCUGGAAGAGAGAUUCGCGAUGGUGCUGAGCUCCAUGAACCUCCCUCCUGACAAGGCCCGUCUCCUGCGGCAGUAUGACAAUGAGAAGAAAUGGGACCUCAUUUGUGACCAGGAAAGAUUUCAGGUGAAGAACCCACCCCACACAUACAUCCAGAAACUGAAGAGCUUCCUUGACCCUGGAGUCACCCGCAAGAAGUUCCGUCGGAGGGUUCAGGAAUCCACCAAAGUCUUGAGGGAGCUGGAGAUCUCUCUGAGGACCAACCACAUAGGGUGGGUGCGUGAAUUUCUCAAUGAUGAAAACAAAGGCCUAGAUGUACUGGUGGAUUAUCUCUCCUUCGCUCAGUGUGCAGUGAUGUUUGAUUUUGAGGGUCUGGAAAGUGGCGAGGAUGGAGCGCUAGAGAAGUUGAAAUCUUGGAGCAGGUCCAUAGAGGAUCUGCAGCACCCCAGCACCCUGUCUGCUCCCUACGCCAACAGCCUUGCUCGCUCUGCGCGUCAGUCUGCUCUCCGAUACACCACCCUUCCCAGCAGAAAAGCCCUGAAAAAUUCGCGGCUGGUGAGCCAGAAGGAUGAUGUCCACGUGUGCAUCCUGUGCUUGCGGGCCAUCAUGAACUACCAGUAUGGAUUCAAUCUGGUGAUGUCACAUCCUCAUGCUGUCAAUGAGAUUGCCCUGAGCUUGAACAAUAAGAACCCCAGGACAAAGGCCCUGGUGCUGGAACUGCUGGCGGCUGUCUGUUUGGUGCGUGGUGGCCAUGAAAUCAUUUUGGCUGCCUUUGAGAACUUCAAGGAGGUUUGCAAAGAGCGACACCGCUUUGAGAAAUUAAUGGAGUAUUUCCGCAACGAAGACAGUAAUAUCGACUUCAUGGUGGCUUGUAUGCAGUUCAUCAACAUCGUGGUGCACUCAGUUGAGGACAUGAACUUCCGAGUGCACCUGCAGUACGAGUUCACCAAGCUGGGUCUAGAAGAAUUCUUACAGAAGUCAAGACACACAGAAAGUGAAAAGCUGCAAGUCCAGAUCCAGGCUUAUCUGGACAACGUGUUUGAUGUAGGUGGGUUGCUGGAGGAUGCUGAGACCAAGAAUGUGGCUUUGGAGAAGGUGGAAGAGUUGGAAGAGCACUUAUCCCAUUUGACUGAGAAACUGCUGGAUUUGGAAAAUGAGAAUAUUAUGCGGGUGGCAGAGCUGGAGAAGCAACUGUUACAACGGGAGAAGGAAUUGGAAAUUGUCAAGGAGACCUAUGAAAGUGCCAGCAACCAAGUCCACACCCUCCGCAGAAUCAUCAAGGAGAAGGAGGAGGCUUUCCGGCGUCACUAUAACUCUCACCCUCCAGGGGGUGACCACCUCCCACUGCCACCCCCUCCAGAAGCAGAGAUAAACUUCAGCGACAUCCCCGAGGAUGACCUGCGCCUCCCAGCGCUGCCUCCUGUGGAGGCUCCUCCUCCAGGGGGUGACCACCUCCCACUGCCACCCCCUCCAGAGCCUCUCACAGAUAAGUGCCCACCAGCCCCACCACUCCCUGGGACAUCCCCCUCUGUGAUACUCAGUAUGGGCUUGUCAGCGAUCCGAAUCAAGAAGCCCAUCAAGACCAAAUUCCGCUUGCCAGUUUUUAAUUGGACAGCACUGAAGCCCAACCAGAUCAGUGGCACAGUCUUCAGUGAACUAGAUGAUGAAAAGAUCCUGGAGGACCUUGACCUCGACAAAUUUGAGGAGCUCUUUAAGACCAAAGCCCAGGGCCCAGCCAUCGAUCUCCUCUGCUCUAAGAACAAGGCAUCGCAUAAAGCUGCCAACAAAGUCACCCUCCUGGAGGCCAAUCGGGCCAAGAACCUUGCCAUCACAUUGCGCAAGGCAGGCAGGACCACGGAGGAGAUCUGCAAAGCAAUCUACACAUUUGACCUGAAGACUCUACCAGUAGACUUUGUGGAGUGCCUGAUGCGCUUCCUGCCAACAGAGAAUGAGGUCAAGCUACUGCGCCAGUAUGAGAAGGAGCGGAAGCCGCUGGAGGAUCUGUCAGAUGAGGACCGCUUCAUGCUGCACUUCAGCAAGGUGGAACGCCUUACCCAACGCAUGGCCAUUAUGGCCUUCCUGGGCAACUUCAAUGAAAACAUUCAGAUGCUGAUGCCGCAACUCAGUGCCAUCAUUGCUGCCUCCGCAUCUGUCAAGUCUUCACAGAAGCUCAAGCGUAUGCUGGAGAUUAUUCUGGCUCUUGGCAACUACAUGAACAGCAGCAAACGUGGCUCUGUUUAUGGUUUCAAGCUUCAGAGCCUUGAUCUGCUGCUGGACACCAAGUCGACAGACCGGAAGCUGACCCUUCUGCACUUCAUUGCCAUGAUAGUGAAGGAGAAAUAUCUGGAGCUGAGCAACUUCUGGCAAGAACUGCACUUUGUAGAGAAGGCAGCUGCAGUAUCCCUGGAGAACGUGCUGUUAGAUGUCAAGGAGCUGGGGCGUGGGAUGGAGCUGAUCCGACGGGAGUGCAGCUUGCAUGAGCACAGCAUCCUGCGCAACUUCUUGAAUGCCAAUGAGGGGAAGCUGGACCGGCUACAAAAAGAUGCAAAGACAGCGGAGGAGGCCUACAACACUGUUGUGCGCUACUUUGGUGAGAGUCCCAAGACAACACCGCCCUCUGUUUUCUUCCCAGUUUUCGCACGCUUCAUCCGAUCCUACAAGGAUGCUGAGCUGGAGAAUGAGUUGCGGAAGAAGCAGGAGCAAGCCCAAAGGGAGCAGGCACUGGCCCAAGAAGCCAAGAGGCUGGAGAAGCGCAACAAGUGGCAGCAGCAAGAGUUGAUUGCUGAGUUGAGGCGGCGGCAAGCCAAGGACCACCGGCCUGUUUACGAGGGCAAAGAUGGAACCAUUGAGGACAUUAUCACUGUGUUGAAGAGUGUUCCCUUCACUGCCCGCACAGCGAAGCGGGGGUCUCGCUUUUUCUGCGAGCCGUCCCACCAUGACGAGCCUAAUUGUUAGCUCGACUCUCCCUCCCCACCAAAGAGUCCUGCGUGCCCUGCCUUUCAAGCUGGCUAAUGCUGCAUCCCAACGGCCAGACUGGCCUAGUUCUCUUCUGCCAAAGAAAC
Molecule: messenger RNA, 3152 nt
Organism: Pogona vitticeps (central bearded dragon)
Lineage: Eukaryota; Metazoa; Chordata; Lepidosauria; Squamata; Agamidae
Source: RefSeq, a predicted model, not a curated record